CAUACUACAGACUCUCAUUAACUUGUAUUAAUAUGGAAAUGAAACCGUUUUCAUCAUAGAAUAAACAAACAUAUAUAAAUGUAGAAAGUAUAGCAAGAUUUUUCAAUUUUCCAAUUAGUGGCUGUAUAAACGACAUAUUUACCUUAUGAACACGUUCCGUUUGAUUUAUUUUAAAUACACACAUUUCACAUCUCAUAUACUUUUAUUUGUAUCACAAUUAUAACACUUUAUCACUUUAGGUAUUUAUACAUAAUAAAACAAAUUUCACAAACUCACAAAUUCACAAUUUCGGCAAAACUUUGAAACUUCAAAACACAAAUACAAUAAUAUGGUUUGUCCGUUAACCACACUAUUGCCAGACUGUUAAGGUUUUUUGGUUUGUCCGUUAACCAUAGUACUGCCAGACUGUUAAAAUAGCUAUGUUAACAUAAAUUGCAAAAAAUUUGCUUAUUGAUUUAUUUUAGUAUCCACAAUUCGCUGCAAUUAUUGAAAAAACCUUAUAGAACUUAUUCAUUUAUUUCUUAUACGUUUUAUUUAAGAAUAAAAAGAAGAAAAUAACAAAAAAACUAAUGAAAAAUAACACUAAAGGGUUAAAUACAAAAUACACAUACAUGGCAACAGCUAGUGUUACUGGUACAGCUGGUUAGCUGUCAUCGACCUAAAAAGUUUUUGUUGCUUGUUUACCAAAGAUUUUUGCACAACCUCCGGUGUAUUUGUAUUCCAGUAUUGUAGUUUUUUGUGUUAAAUUUGCAAAUGUUGUAGUCCCGGCUGCCAAAGUAAUAGCACCAAUCAAUACUAUAUUUUAAGUAUUUUUGUGUGUAAAAAUGUCAAGUUGGAAUAAUAUAUGUCGUGUUUGUACCAGUCCUGCCGAAUAUGAGUUUUUCGGUAAAAUACCAGCAUAUCUACAUGCCAGCUCAAAUGAUUUUUUGCAUUGGCAAAAACCAAUUAAUGUACUGCUUGAGGAAACAACGGGACUUAAGUGUGCCGAAAAUGAUGGUUUACCCAAUAAAAUAUGUGCACUUUGCAUUUCUUACUUAAAACAUGCAGUAUUUUUUCGUGAACAAUGUAUAACUAAUAGUUUGAGCUUGAAAGCUAUAGAUUUAUUACGCCAAAAACGGCAAAAAAGCAAGCAAAAUGUGGAUAAAGACAAUCUGUUGAUUACAGCACAAGAGCUGAAUUAUACAAAUGAGCAUCAAAUAGAUACCAAUCUGCUAAACAAUACUUGUUCGCAAGAUCAAGACAAAGUAUUUAAGCAGUUGCUGAAUAAUAGCGUACAAACGAAGGCGCCCAGCCCACAAAAUAUCGAACAACAAUUGCGUUACCUAAAUUUAUUAUUUAACAAGGACCCAAAUGCCGGUCUGCAUACUUAUAAACGCAAAAAUGGCGAAAAUAAAUUAGAAAAUGCCGAAGGCGGCGGCGAGUAUCCAUUUGUCGAAGAAGAUUCCGAUACGGAAACUUCUAGUGACGAAAACGAGGCAGCCGCUCUGCAACAGAACAUAUUUUCAUACAGCGAAACCAAUUUCCAAGAGGACGAUAUUAUAAAUUUAGAUGAGCUUGGUGAUGCUAUUACUAUCAAUAUACCAGAAAGCUGUAAGGAACGCAAAUGUCGUGCAUGUUUCCGACGUUUUAUGUUUGAAGAUUCGCAUAAUGAACAUAUUAGCACAUGCAUCGAAUACAAGUUUCUUACAUAUAUCGAGGAAUUGAAUAAGCUACUGUACAUGCGGCGAAAUAAGGUAGUGUCGCCACAUGAAUUCGUGCGUCGCAUGAUUUUUGCUUUACGCAAGAUAUGCGAAUGGCUAAAACAAGCUAACUGUGCUGACAUUUUAUUGCCAGAACUGGCGACAAACGGAAAUGGAGCCGAGGAAAAAAGUAAAAAGCCAUUGGAGAGAGAAUAUAAAAACUGUGCGGUUGCUACAUGCGAAGAAAAAAGUUCAAAUGUUAAACUUUCUGUCAACGAGCAAUUGCUUAAACUCUUUGAAUUGCCAAAACCGCAAAAAGAACAAACGAUGACUGAUUUACCAAAAACAUCACUUUCGAACACACGCGAAAAAACUACUAAACUAACUGAGUCUACUAACGAAAAUGGCGUAGGUAAUGCUGAGAAGCCAUUACUUAGAGCAACUCCGACGCCUAUAACACCAAGCAAUAAUAUUUUGUAUAAAAUCGAACGUUCACAAAGCAGAGGAUCAAGCGCACUACCCAAUAUUGAUCACGAUAUGAAAUCUAUAGUUAAGCCCAUCGCUGUUAUGACUACCGAGAAAAGCAUAACAACGCCAACAGCAGCUGCAGAUAAUAGAACAUUUAACAGUGUUGCUAGCAAUGCUGGCGGCGUUGACAUACCAAGGGAUACUGCGGAAAGAUUAACAUUCCUGCAGAAGUUACGUCGUGCAGCCAAUCAAACACCAACUUCUUCAAAUUCCAAACCCACUCCAGCUACACCAUUGAUUAAUGUGCGCAAAGAUUUGACAAAUACAGCGUCAGGUGCAGGCAACGAACAACAGAUUGCUUCACCUGCUACUGCUACAGCUACGCCAAAAACCAUUCCUAUUAGUGCAUUACAUAUGAAUCUCAGUUUUAGUGCUCGUUGUAAUCCAUGUAAUAUACUUUUUGAAACAUUAGCUGCACUUGAGGUACACAAUGCAAUGUAUCACAAUCAUAUGCCACAAAAGCCAACAAGAAGUACAGCGAACACUCAACCCGAGGACCCAGAAAGAGAGGCAGAACGUAGGCGUAUUAUCGCACUAUUCGAAAAUGAUGAUAGUGAUGAAGAGUUGGAAAAUGGCGGAGUUUAAUGUCACACAGUUUACCAUAUACAUAUAUUUAUUUAUAUUUUUAAAAACUUGACAACUUAUUCUUAAGUCAUAAUUAUGGAAACAUGCUAACUGUUUAGGUCACGAAAUUAUUGUUCUUUAACAUUAACAAAUAUCGCUUGCGAUAUGCUUUAUUUGUAUGCGUAGCAUAUUUUUUUUAACUUAUUUAUAAUAAUUUCAUAUAAAUCAAUACUUUUUGUUCAUUUAUAAGAGUACAUCAACAGUGAAGGUAUCUUCAUUUGUAUAACUUUGUGAUUUAAAGUCUGAGGAAGUAUUCAUCCAGAAUUACUUUUUAUUAUGACGAACAACGAUUUUUUCAAAUUUUUUUAUUUGUGAUUAUGUUGUAAACUUUUGGUAUAUGUUGUCACUUUGAAUCAAUAAAAUUAUUGUAUUGAACCCUAAUAUUCGCCAGAACAUUUUUAAAAUAUAUUGACUCCAAAACCUUGUCUGAGGUUUGCAAAGGCA
Messenger RNA from Bactrocera dorsalis (oriental fruit fly), 3275 nucleotides. RefSeq lists its product as uncharacterized. The coding region runs from base 825 to 2792 and encodes 655 amino acids. Gene Ontology annotation, molecular function: zinc ion binding. Gene Ontology annotation, cellular component: nucleus. The transcript is spliced from 2 exons. Lineage: Eukaryota; Metazoa; Arthropoda; Insecta; Diptera; Tephritidae. The record is from RefSeq and is a predicted model, not a curated record.